Molecule: messenger RNA, 3116 nt
Organism: Suillus subaureus
Lineage: Eukaryota; Fungi; Basidiomycota; Agaricomycetes; Boletales; Suillaceae
Product: CHAT domain-containing protein
Exons: 8
Coding region: 8-2929 (973 amino acids)
Molecular function (GO): protein binding
Source: RefSeq, a predicted model, not a curated record
CACUAUCAUGCCUGGUAACUCAGAAACCCGAUAUAUCAGACUUGAAAUUAUCAACGGAAAUUAUCUUCGAGUCCCUUCCGAGCGGAUCCCCGCCGGCAUUUACGUGUCCAUCAAUGUCGACUCGAGAAGAUGCUGGAAAUCGGCCAUCAAAGUUCUAUCAUCCGACAGAUCUGUAGUGUGGGGGGAUAUUGUGACUCUGUCGUCACAUGCAUCACCUGCGUUAUCAGUAGAAAUCAGGGCGUCUUAUGAGACCAAUCGAAUGCUAGGCAAUGGAGAGCUCAUCGGGACACUUCAAACAUCUUGGGAUGAGCUACUCGAUCAUGGAGAUGAGCCAUUCAACAUUGAUACCACUACUUCCCUGUUCCGCGACGCCCUUGCAUUGCGUCCGCAGUACCAUCCCGACCAUCCCUUAUCUCUAUAUAAUCUCACUGAAGCCCUGACUUGGCGCCACAACAAGAAACCUGCGCAACUGUAUCACGAGCUACUACCUCUCUGUCCAGAAGGGACCUACCUUCGUAGCAUCGUGGCAGGGCCAAAUGAUAUCGAUUAUGUGAUUGACGCAUCUGAUGAAGGCAUCCACCUUCGAAGAGUUGUCCUCGAGUUGUGUCCUCUAGGCCAUACACUCCGCCCCGAAACCCUUGACAAACUUUCACAGGCUCUCAGGUCAUGCUUUGAACAGCACGGCAACAUCGAUGAUCUUGACACGAGCAUACAACUCGGUCGUGAAGCCCUGUCUCUGUGCCCCGAGGGACAUUCUGACCGUGGUGACUACCUGAACAACUUGGCUCACUCACUCGAUUCCCGCUUUGAUCACCAAGGCAAACCUAAUGACCUCGAUGAGGCCAUCUCUUUGUAUGAAGAAGCGCUGCGCCUGAGACCUGUUGGGCACAAAUUUCGUUAUACCUCAUUGGACAACCUAGGGGGUGCCCUCGUCACCCGUUUCUACGAACGCGGCGACAUUGGUGACAUCACCCGAGCUGUCAGCCUCUAUCGCGAGGCACUGACGUUGUGCCCACCUGGGCAUCCAACUCGUGACACUACCCUUAACAACCUUGCCCUCGCGCUCGAAACCAGAUAUGACAAACUGCCUGUCAGGGAGGAUCUCAAUGAGGCCAUUGAUCUGUAUCGCGAAUCCCUUCGGUCACAGCGGCUUGACGAUCCAGAGCGCCACAUGAGUCUUCUCAAUUUGAGCUCGGUGCUCUGCUCUCGUUUCGCGCAUACUCACAAGAAUGAAGAUGUCGAAGAGGCCAUUACUCUUUGCCAGGAAUCUGUGGCGGCCAUGUCUCCACUGCACCCGGACAGGUAUUUCAGCUACAUCCGGCUGCAGGAGGCCUAUCUGUCUCGUUACCGGAUUCUACACGACCCUGCUGAUUUGUCGCUCGCUAUAGAGAACUCCAGACUGGCAUCGGGACACCCUACUCAAGGCUUUCCGAAUCGUAUUCAAACCACCUUGAACUGGGUUGAUGCAGCUGAGGGUCAUCAACACGACUCUGCCCUCGAAGCAUACCAAAUGUGCUUUGAGCUUUUCAACAGCUACGUGAUGACGCGAUCGUCGAUCAUCUCGCGGCGCGAGGCUGCAACCGCUUUUCGUGGUGCACAAUCACUUCCUGUAGAUGCAGCGUCAUGUGCCAUACGUCGUGACAAUCUACGACAGGCAGUCGAGCUCAUGGAGCAGGGCCGUGGCCAGCAAUGGUCACUGGCAUCUCGAUUCAAGACUCCAGUUGAAGACCUCGAGUCAGUAAAUCCGACACUGGCGCACAAAUAUUUGGAGCUGAGCAAGCGCGUAUCCAAUGCCGCACAGAGUUCUGCAACCAUCACCGACAGAGCUGCUGCUGAUCGGGCAGCAACAAAGUAUAGGGGACUCACAAAGCAAUGGGAAACUGUGGUAGCUGAGAUACGUGGUCUUCAGGCGUUCUUGCGGUUCCUGUUGCCACCUUCCUACGAAGACCUGCAAGCGGCAGCGCGCCAGGGCCCGGUCAUCAUCCUAAUUGCGAGUCAAUACUCGUGCAGCGCCAUCAUAGUCCCGACAUCAGGAGACCCUCAUCAUGUUCCCUUGCCAUCCGUCAAUCUCAAGGAUCGUUUCGCCAGGGCAAUACGACAAGCAUCUCGGAUGAACCCAAGGGAGUCGAGGACGGAUCUAAUAGUACUUUCGCGGAUAAUAUGGGACGUGAUCAUGCUACCCAUCGUCAACGUGCUCGAGCACGUUCUCAAACUAAAGCGCCACUCUCGAAUCUGGCUGUGUCCGACUGCAGCUUUCACGUCCAUUCCUCUCCACGCAGCUAACCCCUUUCAAACAAAGGCCGACCGCUCUAAGGAGCCAUGCCUUGAGGAUCUUUACAUCUGCUCUUACACGCCGACACUUUCGGCUCUAGUCAGAUCUAGGCAGUUGAUGAAGAAGCGUGUGCCUCCGUCCUUUGUGACAAUCGGGCAAGGUCAGCCGGGUGCAGGGAAAGGAAAGCACUCUUGGCUGUUGACAGCGAACUCGAGCUUCCGCACCACUAUUUCUGGUGACGCAGCCACUCGAGCAAGUGCACUCAAAGCUUUGCAGCAGAACACUUGGGUGCACCUUGCUUGUCAUGGCAAGCAGGACCGUACGCAACCUUACAAUUCUCAUUUUGUCAUGAGAGACGAACAUCUGACGCUGCUCGAUAUCAUGGAGAGAGAUAUUCCGCACGCCGAGUUCGCAUUUUUGUCUGCGUGUCAUACCGCUUUUUCAGGGUUCAAGAGUGUCGUUGGCACGCUGUGGGAAGUCGACGAUUUUGUCGCAAAACACGUCGUUGAAGCUUUCUACAAGUAUAUGUUCAGAGAUUUGGAGAAUGGUAUCGUGGACUGUACGAAGGCGGCCUGGGCACUUAACUGUGCUACGCACGUCGUGAAGACGAAAGUGCCGCUGGAGCAGAGGAUGGUUUUUGUUCAUAUUGGUGUGUAGUUCUUAGUUCUACGUUGUAUUGCUGUCAUCUGGUAUUGUUGAUGUGCGAUCUUCUUUCAGCCUGUUGUAAAAAUGGCCUUGAUAUAUUCUUGCGCUCCAGCUUAAUAUCUUGUUUCUGUAUACUCGUGUUUAUGUCGACUAGAUUGUUCACUGAAGUUCCUGUGUACUCGAUUCGUCUGCAGCCUCG